AUGGCCAUCACGCGCGUCACAUAUUUUAAAGUCCCCAAGGCGGCGGACCGGCAGGCACUCGUUUCCCUGUACCGAGCCAUGCCGACCAAAGCGUUGAAGAACGGCGCACCCUACAUCCGCUCCGUCAAGGCCGGCCCUGCGCUGGCCGACGCCCGCAGCCAGGGUUUUACGUUUGCGGCCAUUUCGGUGUUUGACUCGCUCGAGGACAUGCAGUAUUACGACAAAGGCUGUGCAGCGCACGCAGAGCUGCGGACAUUUGCGCAGUCGGUGCACGAGGGGGCCAUGGUUGUGUAUUUUGAGGACGCGCUGGCGAACGAGUAG
Molecule: messenger RNA, 321 nt
Organism: Sporothrix brasiliensis 5110
Lineage: Eukaryota; Fungi; Ascomycota; Sordariomycetes; Ophiostomatales; Ophiostomataceae
Product: stress responsive A/B barrel domain protein
Exons: 2
Coding region: 1-321 (106 amino acids)
Source: RefSeq, a predicted model, not a curated record